Grammomys surdaster is the source of this 5391-nucleotide messenger RNA. It is a transcript of the gene Sepsecs, whose product is annotated as Sep (O-phosphoserine) tRNA:Sec (selenocysteine) tRNA synthase. Gene Ontology annotation, biological process: selenocysteine incorporation; conversion of seryl-tRNAsec to selenocys-tRNAsec. Lineage: Eukaryota; Metazoa; Chordata; Mammalia; Rodentia; Muridae. The record is from RefSeq and is a predicted model, not a curated record. Bases 174 to 1616 code for a protein of 480 amino acids. The transcript is spliced from 12 exons. Gene Ontology annotation, molecular function: O-phosphoseryl-tRNA(Sec) selenium transferase activity; tRNA binding.
CCGAGUGCUUCGCGGCCAGCGAGCGGCGGGUGUCUCCGGCUUACGUGAGGCAGGGCAGUGAGGCUCGGCGCGCACACGAGCACCUCAUCUGGCUGCUUCUAGAGCAGGGCAAGUGUCCAGAGGAUGGCUGGGAUGAAAGCACACUGGAACUCUUUCUGCAUGAGCUUGCAGUCAUGGAUAGUAACAAUUUCUUGGGUAACUGUGGUGUGGGAGAAAGGGAAGGGAGAGUGGCCUCGGCUUUGGUUGCUCGUCGUCAUUACAGGUUCAUCCAUGGAAUUGGAAGAUCUGGUGAUAUUUCUGCUGUGCAACCAAAAGCUGCAGGCUCUAGCCUCUUGAACAAAAUUACUAAUUCUUUGGUGCUUGAUGUGAUAAAGCUGGCCGGGUCUCACUAUGCAACUCUGUCUCUCCUGGGACUCACUGUCUACCAGGCUGGCCUCAAAAUCACAGAAAUCUACCUGUCUCUCUGCCUCCGAAGUACUGGGAUUAAAAGUGUUCAUUCAGUGGCCAGUUGCUUUGUAGUUCCUAUGGCAACUGGGAUGAGUCUAACCUUGUGUUUCCUAACACUACGACACAAAAGACCAAAGGCCAAGUAUAUCAUAUGGCCACGGAUAGACCAGAAGUCCUGCUUUAAAUCCAUGGUCACUGCAGGUUUUGAACCCGUGGUAAUAGAAAAUGAACUGGAAGGUGAUGAACUGCGCACAGACCUGAAAGCCGUGGAGGCUAAAAUCCAGGAGCUCGGGCCUGAGCAUAUCCUGUGCCUUCAUUCUACCACAGCCUGCUUUGCUCCGAGGGUGCCCGAUAGAUUAGAAGAACUGGCUGUGAUUUGUGCUAAUUAUGACAUUCCGCAUGUAGUCAACAACGCUUAUGGAUUACAGUCUUCAAAGUGCAUGCAUCUCAUUCAGCAGGGGGCUCGGGUUGGUAGAAUUGAUGCUUUCGUUCAGAGCUUGGACAAAAAUUUUAUGGUUCCAGUAGGUGGUGCUAUAAUUGCUGGCUUUAAUGAUCCCUUCAUUCAGGAAAUCAGCAAGAUGUAUCCAGGAAGGGCCUCAGCUUCACCGUCCUUAGACGUCCUCAUCACCUUGUUGUCACUCGGCUGCAGUGGCUACAAGAAGCUGUUGAAGGAGAGAAAGGAAAUGUUUGUCUAUUUAUCCACCCAACUAAAGAAGUUGGCAGAGGCCCACAAUGAAAGACUACUGCAGACACCUCACAACCCCAUAUCCUUAGCUAUGACACUUACAACGCUAGAUGGACACCAUGACAAAGCCGUCACUCAGCUCGGCUCAAUGCUUUUUACCAGACAAGUGUCUGGAGCCAGGGCUGUGCCUCUUGGGAAUGUGCAAACUGUGAGUGGCCAUACUUUCCAAGGCUUCAUGUCCCACACAGAUAAUUACCCCUGUGCUUAUCUCAAUGCAGCAGCAGCCAUCGGGAUGAAGACGAAGGAUGUGGACCUGUUCAUAAAGAGACUUGACAAGUGCUUAAACAUAGUAAGAAAGGAACAGAAUAGAGAAAGUGUCGUGUCUGGAGCUGACGACAGCAAAGCUGACGAUGCGGACAUUGAUGAAAUGGCUUUGAAACUCGAGGAUGUGCUUGGUGACAGGGACCAGGGCCGUGCUUUAUGACACGGUCCUCUUUCUGCCAGUUCACACAAGCAGUUUAAACAAUAUAUGUAAAGUUGAAUCGAGAGUUUUAUAGAGAAUCUUCCAUCAAGGAAGAGACUGGUCUGAGGGUAGUCAUUGGUGAUUGUUUUUUUAUCCUUAGAUUGCCUCAGUCUUUAUGAUUCUUAACAGGUUAUAACAUGCAGUUGCAGUGAACAGUUCAGAUGAUUCUUACUAGUAUAAAAUAUAAAGCUACAUGUAAUUCUCAUCAACUUCAAAGAGCUUCUUCUUAGCCAUUCUUCAGCAGUCAAAGAUAUUUUGUUUGUUUGUUUCCAAUUAUACAGAAUUGAGAAAGAUUUGUUUCUAAUGCUGCUAAAUACCAGAUGUUUAUUUAGCUGUCUCUGUGCCUAUUGAAGGGACGUUUCCCAAGGAAACAGAGCCAAGCCACAAGCUUAAGAGCAGUUGUUCUCAACUGGACUGGCUUCAUAAUAUUAUAUGAACAGCAUGUAAAGACUCUCCGUGGGUGCUGGGGGCAUCGACUGGUAGAACCCAGCAGUCCUGCUCAGCACCUCACCUCCUGCCCAACAUGUGCUUCCACAAAAGAAGUCUCCAGUCCAGAGUCUCAGUAGUGAUAUGUUUUGAGGAAGUGAGCUCCUAAGUUAAAGAGGCGUUUCCACAUGUGCUGCCUGAUGCCAUUGCUGUUUGUGGUGAGCUGCAUGGAAAUCAGCAGUCCUGUGACAGCAGUGCCUAGUGAUGUGAUGGGGUCAUGGUCUGUUCAAGUACGUGCCAUGCUGUUCACAUGCCUAUAAGACCCACUAAUCAUACACUUUUAGACCAUAUCUCAGUGGUAUGUGACUGCAAAAAUUAAAGAAAAGUUAGCUCUGUGAAUGUUACUAAGGUACUUCAUAGAGACUGUUGUUGACAAUAAGAGUACUAGUUGCAAACAAGUUGUUACAUUGUUUUCUAUAGUACCUGCUCAUUUUUCCAUUUGGGCAACUGAAAACUUUAUUCCACGUACUAUUUGAGCUUUAAGCAGCCUUUGUGACUGCAUAUAUACAAAUGACUGAAAUUCUAGGCCUAGUACCUCUGUGAUUUUUGUUAGUUAUAGAAAACAAAACAAACAAACAAAAAUCUAGACUGGGGGCUUCGUGAAGCAUCUUGGAAACAACCAAGGCCUGUUCUGUGGAGUAUCACUCUACCCAAAACAUAGUCAUGGGGAAAAGGGUCCAUGGAGGAAUAACUUGGGGAAACGCCUUUGCAAAUUUGCUCAUGGUGUAUUAAAUGCUACAAGAGGGUUUCUUUAGUAAAAUUGGCCUGCUUUUCCAAAGAGGAGCCAGUUCAAAGAUGAGAAGUGAAACACUCACUUCUCUUUGUACAUACUCUCCCAACACAAUGGGUCAAAUGUGUUAACCUCUGGAUUCUACUCUUGUAUUGGUUUGGCACUGAGCUGUAUAUGAAAAGGGAGUCUUCUUUGUAUACGAUCUCAGAGGGUUGGAAGAGAUGAGCUUAGCCAGAAGCUGUUUUGAGUGUGUAAGGAUGUGAGCCACUGAUGCCCGUGCAAGUCAAGGCCGAAUGGAGAUAAAGAACUCACUUGCAGAUAUCUAGGUAGUUCCCAGACGGAUUCUACCUUUGGGGACCAGACACUAAAAUGGCUCUUAGGUAGCUAUAGUAACUCGUUACAUGGGAGUAAAUCCUGGAUUGAAAAGCUCUGUGCUGUUUUCUGUGUGGAUUCAGGACUGCACCGGUGAGAUGUAGCCACAGAAGCCUAGUCCCUGUGGAGCCUACGAGGGUCAUAUGAUGCUGCCGAUGGAAAUGCUGGCAGUGCAGCUUCCUACACAUCAGGCCAAAAUGAUUUUCUAGAACAAGUGAUCUAUACUGUGUAUUCAUCAUUUUGCUUAAGAAAGGCCAGAGUCCAGAGACUGGAGAUGCUUCCUCAUCUGCCGAGUAUCAGCAGUUCUUGGUCCUCAGCUGCUGAAUAGAUAAUAAUUCUAAUUGAAGAUAAAUUACAUGAACCCACAUGUGAAUGAUAGAUAUGGUAUAACAUUUUAUUGCUGGUGCGUAAAAUCUGCUGCAGUUUUGGUUAUUAACCCUUUCCUUUUUAAGCACUUUUAAAUUCCAGCUCUGUUCCUCCUGGCUCCAUGCUUGACCUUAAGGUUACAGAACUCGGGUUUUUUCUCCUCCAGCCCUGUGUAACUUACUAAUUCUCUCUCCUGUUCACAUGUACAUGUUAAAGGACUAUUCCUAACUCUGCCUGAAGCACCGACCUUGCUUGGGAUGCUUCCUGAUUUGCCUGUGUUACCCUCAGGUGUGGCUAUGGAGGACACAGUGCAGGCCUUGCCUAAGACACUAUUACUGCCUUUGUGGCCCAACUCCUCUUGUAAUAGGCCAUAAAGUAGACUUUUAGAGGUUGGUUUUUAAAGUCACUGGGCUAGAGUAGGCUGCCUAGAGAAGAAAACUGAAUCAUGGGAUGUUUGGUCACUAAUGCAUCUUACAUUGCAGGGAGAAGUGUUUUCAGUUGAGUCUUAAUUUGGCCCUAGGUCCCUGCUGAUGUGUUUUCACUGUCAGGGGAAGAUGUGACAGAGCCUUGUAAGCCAGUGUUAACUAUGAAUCUACCUACUGGCUUGUGAUAUAGUUGAAUUCAGUUAUACAAGAUGAGUUAUGUAAUACAGUUCUGUUCCACUAAUAGGCCUUUGAUGUACAAAUGGCAAAUUUAAAUAUGAUUUAAAUAAAUAUUUUUUCUAAUAUCUUGACCCAGCACAUAAUUAUUCACUGAUUCUAUUUCUUUAACCACAGGAUAGUGAGAACAGUCACUGAGGCCCUAGAUACAGAAUAUGUCUAUGUUAUGAUUUCCAUUGGUCUUAGUGGAACUUAGACAAAUAUCCUUGUGUUUUAAACAGGUAAUAAUAUUGAGUAAGUGACCUCAUCCUGACAUGUUCAGUUUUGAGUCUUUUCACUGAAGUAGGCAACCAACAAUUGAAAACAACAGCAAUGAAAAACAAUGACGAAUCUCAUUCAUAUUGUUCUCAGAUAAAAAUUUGAAAUAUAUACACAUGUGGUGCAGAUAAAAAUUGGAUUUCCUUUGCCUCCCAAUCUAGGAUGCACUGAUUUUUGCCAAGCUGGAAAAUGAUUUUGUUUUACAUUGAUGAGAUCGACUUUAUAUAUUGAGUUGGAAGAGACCACAGAAGUUGGUUAAUUUCAGAUAUUUCAUAAUCUCUGAAUAAUUUGGUAAUUAAUUGGCUGUGCUUAUUGAAGAAGUGCAUAUCUGUAUGCACAUGUGUGUAUGCAUUGGGGACUCGUUGGUCAGGUGCUAGGUGCUUGCUUGUCUGUUUUUGUUGGUUCUGCUCUUUGGCCAGCCUUAGUCUGCAGGUCUGAUUUGAAUACCUCAGCAGGGACCUAGGGACCCCCUUUAUGCCUUACAUUUUACUUUUAUUUUGGCCUUAUGGUCUGUGUGACAUAAGAUGAUGAUUUUACAGCUAAUGAAUAUUACUUUCUAACUUACCAGCUAAUAUCUUUCAGUUCAAGCUAAGGCCUUGAACAAAGUCAGAUUGUGUUUGUACCAUCUUUUUUAAAUCAAAUAAUGCCAACAGGAGCUUUUGGGGAAAAGGUGAAGGAAGGCUAAGUUUAACUGUGUAAUCCGGGACGGGGUUUAACUGUGAGACUAUGAUGUGGACAUCAACCUCCUGACCUGUGUAUUACCAAAAGGGGGAAACAAUUCCAGAAAUAUUUUUGGUAUAGACUGUUUAAAAAUAAAAACAAAUUGUAUAAUUUAUUAUAUGGAAUAAAUUUUUAAUAAAUCAUU